AUGAUAUCAAACUAUUUAUGUACAAGUGCAAACUACAGCUGUGGAUUCGAGACUCCAGGAUGUGUUUUUCAGUUUGUUACCCCUAUUAGUGAUUAUGUAUGGUUAUAUAAUACUGGUCCGACAAAUACGGGGGGAACUGGGCCCUCAGGAGCAGCCGAGGGAAGAAUUUACCUAUACACAGAGGCCAAUAAUGGGAAAAAAGGAGAUACAGCUAUACUCACAACAGAAGCUGCUAACUUACCAGCUUGUCCUUAUUGUCUGUCCUUCAAGUACCACAUGAUGGGGCCUGAAGCUGGAUCAUUAGAAAUUUGUGUUGGAGAGAAAGGAUUACCCUAUGGAAGAAAAUGGGAAUACAUAGGAGGAUUAAGCCUUUCUCACGAUGAUUGGCAAAAGGUUACUCUAAACAUUCCACAAUAUUGUAAUCCUGUAUUCACCAUAAUGAGUACCAAAAAUGGAACAAUUGGUGAUGUUGCCAUUGAUGAUAUUAUCCUCAGAACUGGUGUAUGUGAUGCUUGAGAGUACACAGACAAAAAGAGAAGACAUAAUAAUAAUUGGAUAUUGACAGUUAAUAACAAAUAACACUGAUCUUGUUAUAUUUAAAACAUUGUGUUAUUUUGUAACAUUGAACAUGAUAUAUUGAAACCAUGGAAUUAAAAUUAAAAGAACUUAUUCA
Molecule: messenger RNA, 673 nt
Organism: Mytilus trossulus (common blue mussel)
Lineage: Eukaryota; Metazoa; Mollusca; Bivalvia; Mytilida; Mytilidae
Product: MAM domain-containing glycosylphosphatidylinositol anchor protein 1-like
Exons: 6
Coding region: 1-516 (171 amino acids)
Cellular component (GO): membrane
Source: RefSeq, a predicted model, not a curated record